This is a messenger RNA of Fusarium pseudograminearum CS3096, 1695 nucleotides long. RefSeq lists its product as uncharacterized. Gene Ontology annotation, molecular function: L-aspartate oxidase activity. The transcript has a single exon. Gene Ontology annotation, biological process: NAD+ biosynthetic process. NCBI's taxonomy places the organism in Eukaryota, Fungi, Ascomycota, Sordariomycetes, Hypocreales, Nectriaceae. Bases 1 to 1695 code for a protein of 564 amino acids. The record is from RefSeq and is a predicted model, not a curated record.
AUGGGUGACCUUGACCCCGACCAGCCACAGGCCUCAAACCCUGUCUCAUCCUGGCAAACAGCCCAUCUCCACACGCGUCCCAAGUCAUUUUCAACAGACAUCCUCGUUGUUGGGGGCGGUCUUGGAGGUGUCGCAGCAGCUCUCGGUGCUCUUCGCAGAGGUCGUCGCGUUUUAUUGACAGAAGAAUACGAAUGGCUUGGAGGUCAAUUAACAAGCCAAGCUGUCCCGCCGGAUGAACAUACAUGGGUUGAGCAAUUCGGUGUUACGCGCUCGUAUCGUGCUCUAAGAGAUGGUGUCAGACAAUAUUAUCGCGAUAAUUAUCCCCUUACAGAAGAUGCAAGGAGGAGACCUCAGUUGAACCCCGGUGCUGGACAUGUCAGCAAGCUUUGCCAUGAGCCGAGAGUUGCAGUGGCCGUUAUUGAAACCAUGCUGAUGCCAUUCAUUGGCAGUGGUUUACUGGUCAUCAAGAAACGAGUCAAGGCUGUCUCUUGUGAUAUGCUGGGACAGGUGGUCCAGUCUGUAACAUUUCGAAAGUUGGAUACACCAGACAACUUUACCGUUGAUGCGAAAUAUGUUAUUGACGCGACAGAACUUGGGGAUUUAUUGCCCAUGUCAAAAACUCCUUACGUUACCGGCUUCGAGUCACGAAAAGACACGGGAGAACCAAGUGCACCCGAAGAAGCACAGCCUCAGAACUCACAAGCAGUCUCUAUCUGUUUUGCCGUUGACCACAUCGAAGGAGAAGACAACACCAUACCCAAGCCCGAGAAAUACGAUCAUUGGCGAAAAUGUCACCCUGACUUCUGGGGCGCACCACUUCUUGGUCUUAAAGCGCCUCAUCCUCGAACCCUAGAGAUCGUGGAACGAGAGUUUACACCGAAUCCCAAUGAUGAUCCAGCGUUGGUCAUCUCCGACCAGCGAAAGUCUGGCGGAGACAUGAACCUCUGGACAUUCCGACGCAUUGCGGCCAAGGACAACUUUACGUCUGGGGCGUAUCAGUCAGAUAUCUGUCUUGUGAACUGGCCCAUGAUUGACUACUUCGAGAAACCUAUUAUCGAUGUCUCUGAAACCGAACUACAAGAGCGACUCGCUGAAGCGGCAUCUUUGUCUUACAGUAUGCUGUAUUAUCUACAGACAGACUGUCCCCGCGCAGAUGGCAAAGGCACAGGCUACCCAGGUCUUCGAUUGAGAGGCGACAUCACUGGUACAGAACAUGGCCUGGCAAUGGCACCGUACGUCCGAGAAUCGCGCCGCAUUAAAGCUGUAACAACUAUUGUCGAGCAAGACCUCUCCCUCGACGUCCGCGGCUCCAAAGGUGCAGUACACUACCCCGAUAGUGUAGGUGUGGGCAUGUACCGCAUCGAUCUUCAUCCAUCCACUGGGGGAGACAACUAUAUCGACGUGGCGUGUUGUCCUUUCGAGAUUCCCCUUGGAGCUCUGAUCCCGCUGGAGAGACCAAAUCUGCUGGCUGCGUCCAAGAACAUCGGCACGACCCAUAUUACGAAUGGAUGCUACAGAUUACAUCCCGUGGAGUGGAAUAUUGGUGAGGCCGCGGGUUUGUUAGCGGCUCAUUGUCUAGAUCAGGAUUUGGCACCGCAUGACGUGCAAGGAAAGAAGGAAUUGUUCAAGGAAUUCCAGGACAUGAUUAUUAAAGAGGGUAUCGAGACGGAAUGGCCUGAUAUUUCUGGAUACUGA